AUGGGAACCAAGCCAGUGCAUACUGGGUGUGGAAUAUUUGUAUUCCUCAGUGUAUUGCUGAUUUCUUUCACACCACCUUGCAAUGGAGGAAACAUUCUGGUGUUCCCAGUGGACGGGAGCCACUGGAUCAAUAUGAAGAUCUUGCUGGAGGAGCUUCAUGCUAAAGGACACAACAUCACUGUGAUGAGGGCCUCCACCAGCUGGUACAUCCCAGAAAAGUCUCCGCUCUACACAUCCAUUACCAUGAAAUUUGAUGAAGGUUUAGAAGACUUUUUUGAUGUCUACCUACAGGAGCAUAUGAGGGCGCAGAGAGAGGGGGCUUCAGCUCUUACUUUUUUCAAACUGACCAAAGAUUUCCUUUCUAUGAUUUCUGAGGCUCAUUCAAUAUCAGCUGUUGCUCUUACUCAAGUCUUUGAAGACGAAAAUAUGGUCAAAAGCUUAAUGAAUUCCCAAUAUGAUCUUGUUCUCACUGACCCAGCCUUAGCUACAGGGGUUGUACUGGCCAAGUAUCUCAAACUGCCCGUGGUUCUCAAUGUUCGCUGGAACCGCGGAGAAGGCCACUUUGUAAUAGCCCCCUCACCACUCUCUUAUAUCCCAGUGCCAGGAUCGGGCUUAACGGACAAAAUGAAUUUCAUCCAAAGGGUCAAGAACAUGCUUUUUCACAGCAUUAUAGUGUUCCAGCAGAAAUUCCUGGUGGGGCCAACCUAUGAUGCCAUUGAUAAAUACAUUGAAGGGGGCUGUGACAUCAUCUCACUUCUUCAGGAAGCAGACAUUUGGCUGUUCAGGUCAGACUUUGUGUUUGAAUUCCCUCGGCCCACAAUGCCAAACAUCAUCUACAUAGGAGGGUUCCAGUGCAAACCGGCCCAACCUCUUCCAGCAGACCUGGAGGACUUUGUUCAGGGUGCUGGGGAGCAUGGAGUCAUCAUCAUGACUCUGGGAACUUUGGUGAACGCUUUGCCCAAAGAGGUUGCAGAAGAAAUCGCCAGCAUCUUUGCCAAGAUGCCUCAGAAGGUGAUAUGGAGGCACAUAGGGGAGCGUCCCUCUACUUUGGGCAACAACACCCUGAUAGUGGACUGGAUGCCACAGAAGGACCUCCUGGGCCACCCACAGACCAAAGUCUUUGUAGCUCAUGGAGGAACCAAUGGAGUCCAGGAGGCCAUUUACCACGGGGUCCCUGUGCUCGGCAUACCAUUGUUCUUUGACCAAUAUGACAACCUUUUACGUCUGCAGGAGAGAGGAGCCGCAAAGAUCAUUGAGCUAGGUGAUGUUAACGGCCACAGUUUUGAGCAAGGUAUCAAUGAAGUGCUCCAUCAUGAGGGCUACAGACAGAACAUGCAAAGACUGUCACGUCUGCACAGAGAUCAGCCAAUGACACCCAUGGACCAGGCCAUCUUCUGGGUGGAAUAUGUGAUGCGCCAUAAAGGGGCUCCUCACCUGCGUACAGAGGCCUAUAAGAUGCCCUGGUACUCUUAUUACUGUUUGGAUGUACUGCUACUAUUGCUGACUGCAGCAACUGUACUGCUGCUCUCUGCUUUGGCCUUUUUCAGAUUUCUGUGCUGCAGAGGUAGAAGGACGACCAAAGCCAAACAACACUGA
Messenger RNA from Plectropomus leopardus (leopard coralgrouper), 1596 nucleotides. Its product is annotated as UDP-glucuronosyltransferase 2C1-like. Gene Ontology annotation, molecular function: UDP-glycosyltransferase activity. Lineage: Eukaryota; Metazoa; Chordata; Actinopteri; Perciformes; Serranidae. The record is from RefSeq and is a predicted model, not a curated record.